AAAAAAAACUUAUUCAAACGUGUUGGUGGUGCCGUUGAAGUGAGGAAAAUAGGUGAAGGGCGAAUCAUUCACUUCUCAAUUCUCAUCUGCUGUCGUCCAUUCUGAGUCAGAUCGGGAAAACACACGCAUUAGGAGUUGAAAUCAUUAGAACCUCGUUCAAAUCGAGACAGGCGCACGUGCCCUCACUCGCCGGAAACACAGGUUCGUCGGAACUCAGUUGGUGAACUUCAAAUAGACCCUUUCUUCUCUUCCUCCCAACGCAGAAUUUGAAAAUGUCGAUGACAAGUGAAUCGAGUUGGGUUGGGAGGAAGCCAGUGAAACGCAUCGGGGGAAUGUCGGAUGCUCUAUCAAUUGCAGCCGAUCUUGGUUUCUCCAUGUCCCCUCCCUCAUCCCAGGAAGGACAUCAGAAUUCAUCUCCCACAACUGGGGAAAAGGGUGAGGACUUGAUAAGGGUUUUGAGAGAACUGACUACUGUCCAAAGAAAAAUUGCAGAUUUGCAAGUCGAACUUCAAGGUCGAAAGGAUGACAAAAAUGUUGCACAUUUGACUCAUGUGAGUGAAAUGGAAAAGAAGAUUGAGACAUUGGCAAGGAUUACAACUAUUCUUAAAGAUGUUAUUCAAAACAAGGAUCGCAUUAUAGCUCGCCUGCAGCAGCCAUAUUCCCUUGAUUGCAUUCCUGUUGAAGCAGAAUAUCAGAAACAAUUCUCUGAACUACUGAUGAAGGCAGCUAGCGAUUAUGGUGCCUUGACAGCAUCAGUUGCAGAUUUUCAGUGGAGUCAGAAUUUCAAGGAACCUCCUUCAGUUUGGGGGGAAAUGCUUCGACCCAUUCCUGUAGCUUUGGCAUCUUGCACUCGGUUCUUUGAGGCCAUGUCUGCCACAAGAGAAUCAUUUGCAACACUUCAAAAACUGAGAGUUGGCCAUUUUGAUUCCCCUCUACCUAGGACACCAGCCGGAGAUCCUUCCCAAAGAGUACCGGGAGUUUCUGAUUGUCUAACACCACCUCCAUGGAAAACUGAAGCAAACUUUGAUGACUUAGGCAUCAGAAACCAAAGGAGGCAACAUCCAGAUCAACAGGUGGAGGAUGUAAACAGCUAGGUAAAUGAGAUCCCUCAGAAUAUUUGUACAAGCCUAAGGAUCUUGUCUUGCCUGCCUUCAGUUAAAGAAGAGCGUUACAUAGAUAUCUAACAUACUCUGUGUAUCUUGUGUGAUAUAUCAUACUUCUAUUGUUUAUGCAAAUCGAUUAUUCGUCGCUGUUGUUU
Messenger RNA from Cajanus cajan (pigeon pea), 1258 nucleotides. RefSeq names its product HAUS augmin-like complex subunit (gene AUG2). Gene Ontology annotation, biological process: microtubule nucleation; microtubule organizing center organization; spindle assembly. Gene Ontology annotation, cellular component: mitotic spindle microtubule. NCBI's taxonomy places the organism in Eukaryota, Viridiplantae, Streptophyta, Magnoliopsida, Fabales, Fabaceae. The record is from RefSeq and is a predicted model, not a curated record.